AUGUACACACCAUGGCAAGCGGAGAAGGCAAAGGCCAAGGCAUCGUGGAAAGCCGAUGUCGCCGAGGCCAAGGCUUGGUGGUGGUGUGAGAAGCACUGGUGGUGCCACAACAGCAAGGAGCACCACCAUGGGUACCAUUACGGGCACCACUACGGGCCCCCGCCCAGUGACUGCCCUAUUAAAUCAGCAGGCACCAAGAUCUUCUCAAAGAAGAAGAAAUUUGAGGCAUUGCUGUCAGCGAGUAUUGUUGAUCCCUACGACAAUGUUGGGUACACCAUGGGCGACAAUGCCGAUUUCCCGAAUUUUGACAGCUUCACGGACGCAGGUAUGACGGCUGUGAUCGGUGAGACCCAGUACACGUCAACGGGCUUUGUGAACAACAAUCUCAUCACUAACCAGGCAAGUGGAGACCCAAUUUAUUGUGCCGGCUGUAAUGGCUCCUAUCGCUUGACGUUCACUUCAACCUCCAUUGGCACACCCGAAGGAGUCUUUGCAGCAGGCGUCGUCGUAGCUGCUGAAGCAGAAGGUGUUUUUGGAACCAUUGCCUUUGUUACCUACGGUGACGGCUCCACCGAUGAGUUCCCGGUGCCUGAUCAAUCUGAUGGCGAGGACCCCUUUUGGGGCAUCAUCGACUGCCGACGGAUUGCUAGCAUCCACAUGGGCCUUGCAGGCGGCGCCCCCAACAUUGACAAUGACGUUCAGCGGAUGGCACAGAGCACCCUUAUUAUUGGCGUCUGA
Symbiodinium pilosum is the source of this 738-nucleotide messenger RNA. Lineage: Eukaryota; Dinophyceae; Suessiales; Symbiodiniaceae. The record is from the annotation of a GenBank genome assembly.